Messenger RNA from Symbiodinium sp. CCMP2456, 2515 nucleotides. The record is from the annotation of a GenBank genome assembly. Lineage: Eukaryota; Dinophyceae; Suessiales; Symbiodiniaceae.
AUGCUUUCCCAUAGCAAGUUUCCAACAUGGCUUGCUUGGAUGUAUUGCGUGACGAAUGUCCCUUGGCAAGUCGGCUCUUUCAAGCUUUCGAGCAUCCCUCUCAACACGACCGGUCCCGAUGCUGGCAACAUGUCGGAAGGGGACCAGAACGUGAGCGAACUUCUUGCCAAGACCGUCGUCGGUGAAAUGAAGGACUUCGGCUACAUGCCCGAUCCGAAAGACAAGGGCGAGAUGGGUGGCGCCAUCGGCGAGCUAGGCAAGAGCUUGGAGUUCUUGAUGCUCAAGGUCGCCCAACUUGAGACCCUGGCGGAGUUGCAGCAGACGGAGCUCGGAAUGGCGCAGAAGGAGCUCGGCGAGCAGCGCACUCUGAUUGAGAAGCUCCAGAAGAAAGUGGAUCCCGAUGAAGCAGAAGUCCAAAUGGCACAGAAGCAGAAGAGUUCCGAGGAGAGAGUGCAGGAAGCACACGACGUCUUGAAGAGGGUGGUCCAGAAGCAUGCUCACCAGCGGGAGCACCGGGAGUACGAUCCGGAGACCCACAAGAAGCCGAAGCAGGCAGUGCACGCAGAUGAGGAGGAGGAGCUGGAGGAAGAGGAGGUUUCAGAAGGCGUCAGCCCCGGACAGUGGCCGAGAUCCCUGCUCCAAAAGCGCGAAGGCCGCGAAGGCUUGAUUCCAUUUAUUCCUACUCCUGGCCUGAGGCGACGAAUCGAGAAAAAGAUCGAGGAGGGAGCCAAGUAUCUCCACAAGGGAGUCGACGAAGCCGUGAAAGCCGUGGACGGCACCGGACUCACCGGGGGCGCCUUGACCGAAGCUUACAACGCAGCCAAAGAUGCAGGGAAUGCCGCGGAGUUCGUGGCGAACACCGCAAUCUCCACAGUGGAGAUGGCCGUGUCGAUCCUGACUGCAGGCUUCGACGAUUGGGGUGCGACCUGCAACAACGCUGCUCCCAGCCUUGGCAUGAAUGGAAGAACGUUCGAAAUCAACUUCGGACGCCAGCGCUGCAAGGUCUCCCUCAUGAAUCAGGAGAUGACUCUUUACGACUUCAACUGGGGCAAGAAGACGGUAAACCUGCCCGCGCUGCCCGAGAAGGUGCAGAAGGUUGCCGAUGGCAACGUGAAAGAUCUUCUACCCAACCCUUUGAAAAUAGUUGCCGAUGGCAAUAUCCAGAAUCUUCUGCCCAACCCGUUGAAAAACAUUGCCAGUGGUGACAUCAUGGGUCUCUUACCCGGACAGCUGAAAAAGAUUACCGAUGGCAACAUCAUGGGUCUCUUACCCGGAAAGCUGAAUAAGAUUGCCGAUGGCAACAUCAUGGGUCUCCUGCCUAACCCGUUGAAGACAAUUGCCGAUGGCAACAUCCUGCAGCUCAUACCUGCAAUGGAAGUUCUUUCAGGUGGAAAGACGAAUUCCCUACAAAACAUGCUAACCCUGGGCGACGCACUCUUGGAUUGCUCCGGCUCAGAGGAAAGUGAACUGGUGAAGUGCCUCGGCAUCAAGAUCAUCUCAAACAGUCCUCCCCUGAACUUCUUGAACCGCCUGGGGGACAUCUUCGAAGAGUUCGUCGGGUCUUUUUCCAAGGUGGCCGCGGCCCUAAGCAGCCAAGCCAUGAAGAAUGGGCAGUCGCUGCUGCAGGCGGCCGCCACAAGUGAAUUCCCAAAAGCUGGUGCUCCGGCUGUGGUGCACCAUCAAACGCCCAACUUCAUCAUCAGCAAGCAUUCGCAGCGGGCCGCGAGAAACGCUGUUCUCCUACAGCGGGACGAUGAUGACGACGAUCCUCAGGCGGCGGUGAGUUGGAGCUUCAGCGACUACGGACCGGAAAUCCGCACCUUGGUCACUCAGUUCGAUGGCAAGGAGACCUCCACAGGCUCCUGCCUGGCCUUUGCGCCCAGGAACAAGACGGGGAGCAACAACCAGGCGACCAAGGAGGAUUGGCAGGCUGCGAGCGAGGACGACUUUGUGAAGCUGGAGCCUUGGGCGGUUCCCUGCAGCAACAAGUGGAUGAAGGACAACUGGGACAAGUGGCAAGGCUAUUCGUUCUACACGUCGGACAUGCAGAUUGAGAAGUGCGUCACGGUGACCUUCCAGUUGAACAUGCAGCCUGUGAUCGCGUUCGUGGGCGGCAUCCAGUUCGACUUGCUACCGGGGCCGCUGGCGGAAGUGAACACCCAAGUCUGCUGGCCACAGACUCAGCCGGGUGGCCUGGACUUGAGCGUCCUGCGCUCCGAGAUCAAGUCCAACGGCAUCCUCCUCUUCAGCCGGACGCUGCGCCUCUCCAAGCGCUUCGGCGAGGCAAACGGCGAGAGCUCAGACGGCAUGGCCUCCAUCAAGCGAUCCUCUCUCCUGGAAAGCAACCGCAGCCUCCGCCGUGAAGGGGAGAAGGUGCAGGAAUCCUUGUACUGGAAGACGGAGGAGGACGACCUGUACGUGGCCUCCGUGGAGUACGGCCAGGACCUGGGCGUGAACACCACCUCCAAGUCGCAGGGAAGGGCGGCAGAGGAGGUGAUCCGCCGAAGCGAGGAGG